AUGCUAGGCUCGGCAGGCCUCCGGCAGAAGCCGGUGUCGCAGGCCCAGCGCAAUGCUGAGACGCUGUUCGAGACCAAGAACGUGGUGGAAAUCCGCGAAAUUGAGGCGCGCACCCGCAAGGACAUUGCAGACAAGAGCAUCCAGCUGCGCCAGCGGGUUGGCGAUUCACACAGGGACCUGAUAGAAGGUGCCGACAAGAUCAUCGACAUCGCCAAAAAAAGCGGGACCGUGCUCACUAAUUUGCUGGCGAUCCAGGAGAGCAUCGCGGCGCUCGCGGUCGGCGCGGGCGGCGCGCCCGCCGGCGCGGCAGCGGCGGCCGCGGAUGGCGGCGCCGCGGUCGUGAGGAAGCACUCUGACUUGCACGCAAAGCGCUUCCUGAGGGCCGAGCUCGUCCACCGGCAGCUGCUGGCCAGCUUCCCCCGGGAGCUUCUCGCCAGGUUCCCGCUGCUCGGCCACCAGUGGCCGCAGGUCCUGAAGUUCAGGGCCCAAAUCUUGGAGGCCGCGGGCGCGGCGCUGGAGGGCGGCCGCGCGCUGCAGGGCGUCGGCGCCGCGGACGCGCUCGCAGCGCUGGCCGCGCUCGAGUCUCUGAACGCGGCGGCCGCGCUGCGGCGCCUGCUGUCCGCGCGACACAGCUGGCUGCGGGCGCGCCUCGCCGCUGCGGCGGCAGGGGCGGGGCCGGGCGGCGGGGAUGCGGCGGCGGCGGCCUCGGCGCCAGCGGGGGCGGCGGCGGCGGUGCUCUCUGAACUGGCGCGGGCGGUGCAGACAACCAUCGCGCAGGUCGAGCAACUCUUCCUGGCCCCCAAGCCCGCGGCCCCCGCCGCGGCAGCGCCCCCGCCCGGCAGCACCGCCGCUGCGGGGACGCUGCUGCAGCGGGCCGCGGAGGAGGCCGCCAGCGACGCGUCUGAACUGUACUUCGGCGGCGCGUUCGGCUUGGCGGACGGCGCGGCCAGCCCAGAGGCCGUCGAGUGGGAAGCCGCGCUGUCGCGCGUGCUGGCGGCACUCGCACCGCCCCCGCCCGGCGACGUCGUGGCGGCGUGCCGCGGGUGGCUGGACGAGGUCGCUGGCAGCUUCCUGUCAGGGGGCCUGCAGCUGCUCGGCAGCUGCCAGGAUGCCGAGGAGCUCAGAUCGGUGGAGGCGGAGGUGCUCGCGGCCGUUGAUGCGUGGCAGCCAGAGGCGCCCUCGACAAACGGCGAUGCAGUGGCGACAGCGGCGGCGCAGGCGGCGGCGGGGCAGCAGCAGCAGCUCAAGCAGAGGGCGGGAGCGGCGGCAGCAGCGGCAGAGGGCGGGGGCGCGGCGGCGGGCGGGGCGGCUUGGUCGGCGGUCGCGAACGCAGUAAUGGGCGGCCCCCUGGAUACCUGGCAGGCCCUCCUCCACGCGCCCUUCAUGGAGCGGAGCAAGCAGCUGCUGGCGGCGCUGGUACAUGAGGCCGGCGCCAGCGCCUCCGCGCCGCUGGAGGAAGCAAUGGCCGCCGCCGCCGCGGCCGAGCCCGCCGCCGCCGGCCGCGUGCGCCUGGCGGCCUGGCCGGGCGCGGGGGCGGGGGCGCAGCUGCCGCGGGCGGACAGCGGCGGGGCGGGGGCGCUUGGGGCGGCUCGGUCAUGGUCGCUGGGCGGCGGCGCGUCGGGGCAGCUGCCUGCUGAGGUGCCGCUUGAGGCGGGAGGAGGGUUCCUUUUGCUCGUGGUCCCCAGGAAGACGAUAUGGGUAGCAGGGCCAGCGUCUCCGUCGGCCCACACCCAUCUCGUUCGCGAGCCCACGUGA
Messenger RNA from Monoraphidium neglectum, 1755 nucleotides. RefSeq names its product component of oligomeric golgi complex 1. Gene Ontology annotation, cellular component: COG complex; Golgi apparatus. Bases 1 to 1755 code for a protein of 584 amino acids. The record is from RefSeq and is a predicted model, not a curated record. Gene Ontology annotation, biological process: intra-Golgi vesicle-mediated transport. The transcript has 7 exons. Lineage: Eukaryota; Viridiplantae; Chlorophyta; Chlorophyceae; Sphaeropleales; Selenastraceae.